AUGUCCGCCGAGCCGACGCUCUACCACCUCGCCUCUACUGGCUUCUGGAAGAAGUUCCGCGACGUCGUAGCCGUCAACCCCCUCAUCUCCUCCGGUCUCCCGCUGCAAGACAAGCACCGGUACCCGCCCCCCGCCUCGCGUCCUGAGCGGUACGCGACGCCGGCCACAGCCGCCUCCGACGUCGCCUUCAACCAAUACUACAACCGCGACGUGCGCCGCGCGUACCCGAAGACGUCGGUGGUGACGCAGGCCGAGCUGAGCGCGCUGCUCAUCGCCGCGCCUGCGCUCAAGGCCGUGUCCGAGGGCGCCGAGGGCGUCGACACGGCCUCGACCGCCGUCGUGACGGCCGAGAACGCCCCGGCACUCACCGCCGUCAUUGAGCAGCUGCCCACCGGCCGCUCGUUCGUCGGCGGCGGCAUCGAGACCGCCGCGCGCGAGGGCCUCCCCCCAACCCCGCCGGGGUCGCGCGCCGGAGGCAGCAAGUGGGUCCCCAAGCGCGGCCUCGAGAUUCCCGUCAACCCACACACUUAUUUCCCGAUUGAGGGUUAUACUUAG
Molecule: messenger RNA, 555 nt
Organism: Cutaneotrichosporon oleaginosum
Lineage: Eukaryota; Fungi; Basidiomycota; Tremellomycetes; Trichosporonales; Trichosporonaceae
Source: RefSeq, a predicted model, not a curated record